Molecule: messenger RNA, 1209 nt
Organism: Rosa chinensis
Lineage: Eukaryota; Viridiplantae; Streptophyta; Magnoliopsida; Rosales; Rosaceae
Product: WAT1-related protein At1g25270
Exons: 8
Coding region: 1-1209 (402 amino acids)
Cellular component (GO): plasma membrane
Molecular function (GO): transmembrane transporter activity
Source: RefSeq, a predicted model, not a curated record
AUGAAAAUUGUUAUUGAAUUGUGUAAUCUUCUAGAUGGCUUAAUGAAGCCGGUGAUAUCGAUGGUGAUCGUUCAGAUAUCAUAUGCAGCAAUGAAUAUAUUUUGUAAACUUGCAGCAGAGGCUGGAAUGAAUCUCAAUAUUCUCGUUGCCUACCGUCUCAUGUUUUCCUCUGCCUUUAUCGUUCCUCUUGCUCUUAAACUCGAAAGGAACAGCAGGCCCAAACUCACCCUAGUCGUACUCUUUCAAGCUUUUCUCUGCGGUUUGUUUGGGGGAACAUUGUCACAAAAUCUAUUCGUAGAAGCACUGGUCUUGACAUCUUCGACAUUUGUUGCAGCCAGUUCAAAUCUGAUUCCGGCGGUCACCUUCAUCAUGGCCAUCUGUUUCAGGUUGGAGAAGUUGACACUAGGAAGCCAUGCAGGGAAGGCAAAGCUUGUGGGGACAGUGAUGGGUAUCGGUGGUGCUAUGAUCUUUACCUUCGUCAAAGGACCAGAGUUCUCCAUCUGGUCAACUCGCAUUGACCUUCUUCAAGGUCACCAGGCAGCAGCACCAUCACCGUCAACGUCCUCCUCCCACAGAAGCACCGGUAGUUACUUGCUGGGCUGCUUCUUGGCUCUCGGAAGCACCGUUUCCUUUGCAAUGUGGCUCAUACUUCAGGCAAAAAUGAGCAAGAGAUAUCCAUGCCAUUACUCGAGUACGGCUCUAAUGUCGGUUAUGGGAUCGAUUCAGUCGGUAGUUUUUGCACUCUGCGUGGAGAGGGAUUGGAGCCAGUGGAAAUUGGGUUGGAACAUCAAGCUUCUUGCAGCUGCAUAUUCGGGAAUUGUGACUUCGGGGAUGGCGGUGGUUCUUGUCUCGUGGUGUGUACGCAAGAGAGGUCCAUUGUUCGUGUCAAUUUUCACUCCGCUCUGCUUGGUGAUUGUGGCCAUUGCUAGUUCUUUGUUGCUCAAUGAAAAGUUAAGCCUAGGAAGCGUAUUAGGAGGGAUUGUAAUUGUAUUGGGGCUAUACAUGGUGCUCUGGGGAAAGAGCAAGGAGAUGAAGACAAUUGAUAAUGUGAACAGUGAUCAAGAACAACCAGCCGCAGCAGCAGUACUACGAUCUUCAACGAGACUCCAAGAUUCCCAAUUCAUUGAAAUUUUUGCAACAACUCAAGCACCGGACACUAAUACCUCCGGUGACAAUAACAGCAACACAAAUGUUGUGUCUAGUAGUUGA